ACCUCUGCCAGUUUUGAAAGUCUAGUGCUUCUUUUUAGCCAAGAUGCCAUUUUAUAAAUGUCUCCAUCCAGUGACCAUCCUUGUGGGCCCAAAGAGAGAUCUGCCGAAAAUACUUCUGUGUUUUUUGAUGCCGCUUGUGGAUUAUUUGGGAUGUGGAGCUGAUGAUGCAUCUUUGAGCGACCAGGCUCUUGAGCUUAUGGCAAGUUCACGUUUAAUUGAUGGUCACAACGACCUGCCACUGAAGCUGAGAUGGUUCUAUCAAAACAAGUUGAGUAAAAUUGAUCUAAGAACACUCAGCCGCACAGUCACAAAUAUUGAAAAACUCACCACCGGCCAUGUUGGUGCUCAGUUUUGGUCAGUGUAUGUUCUCUGCGGCGCUCAGAACAAAGACGCUGUGCGCCUGACGCUGGAGCAGAUCGAUGUUGUCCAGCGGAUGUGUGAAUCCUACGAGGAAUUUGAGAUGGUGACAACUUCUGAGGGCAUUGAAAACCUUCCAGACAAUAAGAUAGCUUGCUUGAUCGGCAUUGAAGGGGGUCACUCCCUUGACAACAGUCUUGCAGCCUUGCGGAUGUAUUACGAACUGGGUGUUCGAUACAUGGGGCUAACACACACCUGCAACACUCCCUGGGCAGAAACAUCAUCAAAGGAAGUACACAACUUCUACCCUCGCACAAAAGGAUUGACCGCUUUUGGCAAAGAAGUGGUGAAGGAGAUGAAUCGCCUGGGGAUGAUAAUUGACCUAUCGCACACUUCGGAUGCGACAGCCAGGGCAGCCCUCAAAGCCUCCAAAGCACCGGUCAUUUUCAGCCAUUCCUCUGCCUUCUCCGUCUGCAGCAAUUCACGCAAUGUUCCUGAUGAUAUUCUACAACAUCUGAAAAAGAAUAAAGGAAUUAUCAUGGUGUCGUUCGCAACUACAAUGUUGGCCUGCGGUGAGGAAACUGUGACCAUUUCAACAGUGGCAGAUCACUUUGACCACAUAAAGAACGUUGCAGGUUCGGAAUCAAUAGGAAUUGGCAGUGACUAUGAAGGAGCAAGGCAAUUCCCGGAAGGGCUUGAAGAUGUUUCAAAAUAUCCAGCCUUGAUCGAAGAACUGCUGAGGAGAGGCUGGGAGGAUUCAGAACUGCGUGGGGUUUUGAGAGACAACAUUCUGCGUGUUUUCAGAGACGUAGAAAAUGUGCGGCAGGAACUUUCAUCGGAAAGUGCAGGUGAAGAGGAGGUUCCUCCUCGGAAGUUCAUGCAUUCCUGUCGCUUAGACCUGAAGCGUCCUCCUGUACUGCCCUUGACGUCCCACGCAGCGCCUUCCUGGGGACAGCUGACCAGCCUAGUAGUCACUUUGGGGAUGUUUGCAAUAUUACACUGAGAUCAUCUCAUGUGACAUGGCUCUACCCGCCUAUUAUACACCUGCUGAGAAGUUCCAGUAUGAAACUGGAAGCUGCCAUGUGCUGAAACCGCUGCACCUCCUUCUUAAUUUUUACACUGAAAAGGAGAGACUGUAGCACUGUCUGCAUGACAUAGGUGCAUAG
Molecule: messenger RNA, 1523 nt
Organism: Heteronotia binoei (common prickly gecko)
Lineage: Eukaryota; Metazoa; Chordata; Lepidosauria; Squamata; Gekkonidae
Product: dipeptidase 2-like
Exons: 10
Coding region: 44-1360 (438 amino acids)
Biological process (GO): proteolysis
Molecular function (GO): metallodipeptidase activity
Source: RefSeq, a predicted model, not a curated record